Didymosphaeria variabile is the source of this 1545-nucleotide messenger RNA. RefSeq lists its product as uncharacterized. Gene Ontology annotation, biological process: transmembrane transport. The coding region runs from base 1 to 1545 and encodes 514 amino acids. Gene Ontology annotation, molecular function: transmembrane transporter activity. The transcript is spliced from 5 exons. Lineage: Eukaryota; Fungi; Ascomycota; Dothideomycetes; Pleosporales; Didymosphaeriaceae. The record is from RefSeq and is a predicted model, not a curated record.
AUGGAGGAGAAGCCAGCGCAAUCCCCUGAAGCCCAGGGCAACUUGAUGCGACUGAGGGAUGCAGGACGUGAAGAAAGCGAUGAAAGUGAGCAUGUUGACAUGCAGCCUCAGAAAGAGGGAAGGAGCAAAUCCUGGUUCGAUGCAUCAUACCACAGACCGUCUCGAGUACCACGUCCAGACGGUAAGCGCGAGCUUCAUGAGAAAGAUUGCUGGGACAAGCUGGCUUAUUCCUGGCCUACUUGGAAGAAGUGCAUGUAUCUCGCUUCGAUCGCGGGCAUCCAAAUCUCCAUGAACUUCAACACGUCGGUUUUUCCAAGCGCAGUCAAUCCGAUCUCUGAACACUUUGGUGUCAGUAAGCAAGCUGCCCGGGUAGGACAGAUGAUAUAUCUCGUCUUCUAUAGUUUUGGGUGCGAGCUCUGGGCUCCAUGGAGUGAGGAGUUUGGCAGAUGGCCUAUAUUGCAGUUAAGUCUGUUCUUCAUCAACAUUUGGCAGAUCCCAAAUUCGGUUGCCCCUAAUUUUGGCACAAUUGUGGUCUGCAGAGCUCUAGGUGGUCUUUCUACUGCCGGAGGUAGUGUCACGCUUGGUCUUAUUGCAGAUCUUUACGAGCCGGAAGAGCAACAUUGGCCACUGUGCUUCAUCGUGCUGAGCUCGACCAUCGGAACCAGUAUUGGCGGCGUUAUUGGCGGCCCAAUCGAGCGAUUCCUCACAUGGAAGUGGAAUUUCUGGAUUCAGCUCAUAUUUGGAGUUGCAGUACAAGCUGUUCACUUCUUCAUGCCGGAGUCACGCUCCACCAUCUUGAUAGACCGCGAAGCUAAGCGCCGCCGCAAAACUGGCGAGGACCCCAACAUCUAUGGCCCCAACGAACUUAAGUCACCACGGAUCUCGCUUAAGGAAGCUGGCAAGAUCUGGCUGCGACCGUUCGAGAUGUUCGUUCGCGAACCAAUAGUGCUAUUCUUAUCGCUCCUAUCAGGUUUCUCGGAUGCCCUCAUCUUCACAUUUCUUGAAGCCUUCGCCAUCACUUUUCCGGACAACUUUGGCUUCGGUACACUGGCGGUCGCUUGGGCAUUCAUUCCGAUUAACGCGAGUUACUUCUUUACGUACUUCCUGUACUGGCCAAUAUUCUGGAGAGACGAGCACCUCAAGAAGAAAAACGGCCCCGACUCCCUGUCGCCUGAGCGUAGACUGAAGCCGCUGUUGUUACUUGCGCUCUUCGAGCCUAUUGGUCUUUUCGGGUUUGCGUGGACUUCCUACGGGCCAUACUCUGCUUCCGCAACUGGUGGCAACGCUUUUGCAAGGGACUUCCUUGCCGGAAUUGCAGCUAUGUAUGCCACGCCACUUUACACCAACCUGAGUGAAAAGCGACCAUCGGAAUACGCGACAACGGUCUUGGCUUGCUUGUCCUGCCUCGUCGUUGUUCCUAUCUUCAUCUUCUACUGGAAGGGCCCUCAAAUCAGGAAGGCUUCUAAGUUCGCUUCUAUACUCGCAGAAGAUAGGAAAGCUGAAGGCGUCAGACGACUUAGCAAGGCAGAUAACCUUCCGGCGUAA